Molecule: messenger RNA, 2134 nt
Organism: Ilyonectria robusta
Lineage: Eukaryota; Fungi; Ascomycota; Sordariomycetes; Hypocreales; Nectriaceae
Exons: 4
Coding region: 1-1713 (570 amino acids)
Source: RefSeq, a predicted model, not a curated record
AUGUUGAAGUUUGGGAACUCGAUCCCGCGGCUUUCACGGUUCGCCCUUCGACACGUCGUCCUCAUAGUCGUGGUUCUGUUCGUCUUCGCCAAUGUCAUCCUUUGGCACGAUACCCAGUUCUGGGAUGCACCCGCCCUCCGUCAACCCGUCGGCGGGUCCACGCACCCGAUCCAGAAACUGAUGCUCGACGCGAGGACGCGCCACGAUGAGAUCCUCAGCAAACGCAUCACCGACCUCGAGACAGCUACCGCCGAAUACCGCACCCGACGAGGGAGACACCCACCGCCUGGGUUCGAUCGCUGGUUCCAGGCCGCGCUGGAUACGAACGCUGUCGUGGUCGAAGACUACUUUGACAGGAUAUACAAGGACUUGACUCCGCGAUCCAGCGCCUGGCACUUUGUGGUCAAGGUUCGAAAUGGCACGGCGUCUGCGCAGGGCAACGCCGCUGGCCGAGUCCCUUGGCUCCAACUGUGGACAGACCUGGUCAAGGAGUUUGCGGAACACCUACCGGACCUCGAUAUGCCUAUAAACUACAUGGACGAGUCUCGAAUUCUCGUGCCCUUUGACACGGUUGCAAAACUGGUCAAAAAAGAGGCGGAGCAGAGGAGGAUGCCUGCAGUUGAAGAGGUUACGACCCAAUUCGAGGGCCUGCAGAAGAUCGACGAGGGCAAGACUGGCCCGUAUGACCCUAAGUGGUUUGGUCAUGACCAACAGUACUGGGACCUCGCCGUUCAAGCUUGCGGUCCGGACACUCCAGCGCACGGGGUUGAGCAGUUGAAGGAUUACGCUGGGCCGGCCGAGUUUCCCCAAAAUUACAGACCAAGCUACGCCUACAAAGGGUUCAUCCAGAACAGGACCGCAGCAACAGACCCGUGUCUCCAGCCGCAUGUCCGACAGCUACACGGCUCGUUCAUGAAGCCCAUCAGCCUCUCGACUACCCAGGAGCUGAUACCCCUGUUUGGUGGUUCUAAGCUCCCUAUAAACAACGAGAUACUCAUCCCUGGCGCCAUGUACCUGAGCAAGAGCGAGUUCUAUUCCGGAGGAGAGAGCCUAGGGCCGUCUUGGCAUCAUUUCCAACGGCAUCGCUUGGUUGACAUGCUCAACGGCACCUCCGUGUCUCGCGCCGAGGCCGAAGGCACCCGGGGGAUGACCUUCGAGCUCCCUUCAAAAGAGAUAUACCCCAAUCGCCGCAUCAAGGACGGGCAGUUGGGCGCUUGGCUUAAAACGUUUGCCGACACCGCAUUUGUUCACUUGUGUCCGCCCAAGCAGUGCGCUUGGUUCGGCAAGGCCUUCCAGCUUUCCAAAGAAAUCCCGAUGAAAAAGCAGUACUACUACAAGUUCCUGCCCGAUGUCGACGGCAACUCCUUCAGCGCGCGGUUCCGCGGCUUUUUGCGUUCCACUAGCCUGCCACUGAAGGCCACCGUCUAUACCGAGUGGCACGACGAUCGUAUUGUCCCUUGGUUACACUUCGUACCCCUCGACAACACAUUCCAGGACCUUUAUCCCGCGCUGGAUUUCUUCGCUGAUGGCGAUGGACCAGGGGAUGUCGCUGCGCGAUUCAUCGCCGAGCGCGGUAAGGAGUGGGCUGAGACAGCUCUGCGUAGGGAGGACAUGCGGCUAUACGUAUGGCGGUUGCUACUCGAGUGGGCGAGAGUGUGCGACCCUAACCGCCACACGCUUGGCUUCGUCGAUGAUUUGAAGGGGAAGAAAUGAGCAGGCAGGGAAGAGUUCAAAGCUGCAGCAGUCCAUUACAUCCAGUGGACGUAUUGUGAAUUGUGAGAGGGAUUUUAAAUGGAAUACAGGUUUAGAAGUGUACGACCAGCAAAUGGUCAACUGCGUACCUGCGAGCGGCUACCUUGAAACCCGAUAUCAAGGGCUGGAUUGUAAGGUUUUAGAGGAUCAGCCCAGGACCGAUGGUAUUGCUUUAGAGUCCGUGAGCCGGCUGCAUGCAAGGGCUCAAGACAGAGCUGGAUGCACCACAACUUUAUCAUCUCGACAUACGUUUCUCCUGCGAUUAGUUGUGGCCUUGGCCGUGUAUGUAACUGCAUUGUUCCUACUACGCGUAGCUUGAUCUAUCUCAGUGUUAUACCGUGGUUUUUAAUCAAACCUGGUAAAAUUAAACAAACAGAAUACG